UAGUAUACCUACAAUAUCUCUCGGUACCAAUUUUGAAUUUUAAUUUAAUUUAUUUAAUAUAUAAAAUGCGUUUCGUAUGUAAUUUAUUUAUUUGUGUCAUUUGCCUUUAUUUAUGCGGAGGUGUAGCAAGUGUAAUACUGAAAGAAGUUGAUGUACCGCCUAUGGUUCAUAUAAAUAAUGAGGACGAUGAUGAUUUAAGAGUUAUAUUAGAUUGUCACUAUGAAAUAGAAGAUAAUAAAUCUUUUCUGGUCGUCAAAUGGCUAAAGGAUGGCGAAAUAGCUUAUCAAUGGAUACGGGGACAGCCACCAUCAGUUUUUCCAAAUUUUGUGGGAAAAAUUGAAAAAAACUUUGCUAUAUCCACUGAUCCUGAUCAACAAUACAGAGGCAUAGCUUUAGUCAAUGUUACAAUAGAUACAAGUGGAGUUUAUAGAUGUUUAGUCCAAAGCAAAGAAGGGACAUAUUCGAAAGAGAAGAAACUACAAAUUGUCGAUAUAUCAAAUUAUACACUCAACUUGUUUCAUAACAGAAUACAAAAUGAGACACAUUUAGAAUGUAGUAUUGAGCAUAUAUAUCCUCAACCAAUGAUAUCGUUAGGUUCUGAUGAUGGAGACGCGAUAUCGAUUAUAUCAUCACAAGUUAAUGAAGACCAAAACGGUUACUACAACGCAUCGACAGUUGCAGUAGUUAAUGAUGAUGAUGAUGAUGUUGAUCAAUAUGAAUGCGUAAUUACUUUUGGAAAUUUGCCUUUGAAUUUGACGAAGACUACGUCAUCCAAAGGGGCUAGUUUGAAUGUUUUUGCAACACUUUUUAUUAUUCCAAUUUUUUUAAUCUUUAAUUGAUGCAAUUUGAUUAAAAGAAUAGGCAAUCAAUCGAAUGCGUCCAACGAAUAAUAGUUUUAAGAUGUUUCAAGAAAUUUUGAAAGUUGCUUAUAUAUUUAGCGCUUCAUGGUUGUUAUUAUUUAAAUAUUAUAAUAUUGUUACUAAAUUAAUAAACGCUUUUUUAUACUAGCAAAUUUAACUAAAAUUUUAACUGAUUUGUUAAAAACAUAAAAUAUUUGUAUUUAUUUACGAUUAUUUAAGUGCACUAAUUAAUUGUGAUCAUAUA
This is a messenger RNA of Teleopsis dalmanni, 1104 nucleotides long. RefSeq lists its product as uncharacterized. The transcript is spliced from 4 exons. NCBI's taxonomy places the organism in Eukaryota, Metazoa, Arthropoda, Insecta, Diptera, Diopsidae. Bases 66 to 839 code for a protein of 257 amino acids. The record is from RefSeq and is a predicted model, not a curated record.